Messenger RNA from Sceloporus undulatus (fence lizard), 744 nucleotides. Its product is annotated as membrane-spanning 4-domains subfamily A member 8-like. Bases 1 to 744 code for a protein of 247 amino acids. The transcript is spliced from 6 exons. The record is from RefSeq and is a predicted model, not a curated record. Gene Ontology annotation, biological process: cell surface receptor signaling pathway. NCBI's taxonomy places the organism in Eukaryota, Metazoa, Chordata, Lepidosauria, Squamata, Phrynosomatidae. Gene Ontology annotation, cellular component: plasma membrane.
AUGGCUAAUGGAACAGUAGUCUUUCUUGCCCCAAAUGGUGCCAACCAAGCAGGCCAGAGGCUUCCUGGUGCUACAAUCAUCCAGCCACCAGGAACAGUACAAUAUGUGCAGUAUGGAGGCCAGCCAGUUGGAAAUCCCAGCAACCCGCAAGUGGGACCACUGGAGAAAUUUCUCAAAGUGGAGACCAAGACUCUGGGGGCCAUCCAGAUCUUUAUUGGAUUGAUACACAUUGGCUUGGGUGCUAUCUCAGCUGCUAUUUGGGGUCGAUUCUACCUUUCUAUUGCAACUAUUGGCGGAUAUGUAUUCUGGGGUGCACUGUUUUUCAUUAUUUCUGGAUCCCUGUCGGUGUCAGCUGAGAAACAUCUUACUCCAGGACUGGUGAAUGCCAGUGUGGGAAUGAACAUCACAAGUGCUAUAAUGGCAUUAACUGGCACCAUUUUAUUGCUAGUAGACGUGAUUUUAAAUUGUUUUUAUUCUUGUCCAUACGACUAUGACUGUUACUGGGAAAGAUCUAUAGGUACUGGGAUCUCUGUUCUGCUCCUCUUGUUCAGCCUCCUGGAGUUUUGCAUCACUGUUUCAACAGCACAUUUUGGGUGCCAGGCAACCUCCUGCUGCCGCAGUGCUCAGCAGCCAGUGGUUUUUGUGCCCUACACUGUCAGUGAAAAUGUAGUGGCUCCCAGUGAAGAGUACCCUUCACCUCCUCCAGCCUAUAAUGCUGUAGAUUCAUCUCCCAAUAGACAAUGA